This is a messenger RNA of Chlorella variabilis, 1368 nucleotides long. RefSeq lists its product as hypothetical. Gene Ontology annotation, molecular function: uroporphyrinogen decarboxylase activity. The transcript has 10 exons. Bases 48 to 1238 code for a protein of 396 amino acids. Lineage: Eukaryota; Viridiplantae; Chlorophyta; Trebouxiophyceae; Chlorellales; Chlorellaceae. The record is from RefSeq and is a predicted model, not a curated record. Gene Ontology annotation, biological process: porphyrin-containing compound biosynthetic process.
UGUAAUUCAGGGUCGAUUUGCAGCAAGCCGCUGCGCCUCCCAGCACGAUGCAGGCAGCAAUGUUCAGCCAGGCCGCCACGGCCGCCUUCAAGCCCGCUCUGAAGACCAGGGCGGCGCGCCGGAACGCGGUGCAGGUGCAUGCUGUGGCCUCGGUGGAGCAGUCUGCGGGCGCAGCAGCCAAGGCGUCUGGGGAGGAGCCGCUGCUGCUGCGGGCGCUGCGGGGCGAGGAGGUGGAGCGCCCGCCGGUGUGGAUGAUGCGCCAGGCCGGGCGGUACAUGAAGGUGUACCAGGAGCUGUGCAAGAAGCACACCACCUUCCGCGAGCGCUCGGAGAACGCCGACAUCGCCGUGGAGGUGUCGCUGCAGCCGUGGCGCGCGUUCCAGCCCGACGGCGUCAUCCUCUUCUCCGACAUCCUCACCCCCAUCGCCGGCAUGAACAUCCCCUUUGACAUCGACAAGGGCAAGGGCCCCGUCAUCGCAGACCCCAUCCGCACCAUGGAGGCUGUGGACAGGGUCACCCCGCUGGUGCCUGAGGACUGCGUGCCGUUUGUGGGCCAGGCGCUGCGCCGCCUGCGCGCCGAGGUCGGCGGCGCGUCCACCGUGCUGGGCUUUGUCGGCGCCCCCUUCACCCUGGCAACAUACAUUGUGGAGGGCGGCAUGAGCAAGAACUAUGUGCAGAUCAAGAAGCUGAUGUUCACGGAGCCCGAGGUGCUGCACGCGCUGCUGCAGAAGCUGGCCGACGCGGUGGUCACCUACAUUAAGUACCAGCACGACAACGGCGCGCAGGUGGUGCAGAUCUUCGACUCCUGGGCGGCGCAGCUGAGCCCCCAGGACUUUGACAUUUGGUGCGGGCCCUACAUCAAGUACAUCAUCGCCGAGGCCAAGAAGCAAUGCCCCGACCUGCCCAUCAUCCUCUACAUUUCCAACAGCGGGGCCCUGGUGGAGCGCAUGGCGGCAUGCAACCCAGACAUCAUCUCCCUCUGCCACACGGUGGACAUGAAGGAGGGCAUCCGCCGCGCGGGCACCCAGUUUGCCUACCAGGGCAACAUGGACAGCGGCGUGCUGUUUGGCAGCCACGACAUGAUUGAGCAGCGGGUGCGGGAGACGGCCAAGGCGGCCAAGGAGAUGGGCGUGCGGCACAUCAUGAACCUGGGCCACGGCAUCAUGCAGGGCACCCCGGAGGAGAAUGCGGCCCACUUCUUCAAGGUUGCCAAGGAGCUGCGCUAUGCCGACCUCUGAGCGGCGCCUGCCGGCACCCACAGCUGCAUCGUUUUCAAGCACGGCUCAUUUGCUUUCUUCACUUUCUCUCCUUGCCGCUCCCCUUUUUUCAUAUUCACUUUGUUCUUGACUGCUAAAAUGUCCUCCAAAU